GAUUCGCCUAAAGAAACUCAAGCAAUUUUCAAAUGUAUAAAUUGCAGGAACCGCAUGAAAUGUAUAACUGGAAAAUGUACCGAAUGUGACAUAUAUUGCAAAAAUCUUCCUGACACAGAAGAUAACGAGUUUAUGAUGUUAAAAAAUAGCCCCGAAGUAGUGGGUAUAUCAAACAGAAUGUCCCUAACCCCACAAAAUGACAUUUUCUCGAAAACCCUGUAUCCAAUAUCGACAUACAGGGCUGGCGAAACUAAAGACAUUAUUUGUAGAUUGGUAGGAAUAACCGAUACCACAGAUAUAGAAACAGUUACAAUUUGGGUGACAACUUAUACGAACAACCCACCGAAAGUACUGAAUCCUAUCAUGAACGACCAGCCAAAGGACCAGCAAGGAUCUGACAGCAAACAUAUUACGGAUUCAAAUGAGCCUAAUCCUGACUUGAAAUCUAGAUUCAACGAAUACGAUGAAGAUCAGUUCCCCAGAAUCAGUGACGAUGACAACGAAAACAUUAGAAGAAAUCCUGAUAUUAUAGAAGGACCCCCUCCAUUGCUAGGAACCAACAACAAUAUUGAUCCUUCUGAAGCCAUUACUGGACCUACAAACAGCAAUAUCAUUGUUGAACCUCCAGAGUUUGAAUCAGAUUCACCAGAUAAUUCAGUAGACUCACCAACCGUUCCAUCUGACCAAGCCAUAGAUAGCAUCAUCAAACCAAACAAAAUAAUAACAACCGGCAAGCCUUCUUUGAUCUCAAGACUAAAAAGAACUUACUGA
Messenger RNA from Sitophilus oryzae (rice weevil), 771 nucleotides. RefSeq lists its product as uncharacterized. The record is from RefSeq and is a predicted model, not a curated record. The transcript has 8 exons. Lineage: Eukaryota; Metazoa; Arthropoda; Insecta; Coleoptera; Curculionidae. The coding region runs from base 55 to 771 and encodes 238 amino acids.